AUGGCUUUACUUAUCUUACCUAUAUCAUUUAAAUUAUCAAAUUUAUUAGACCAGUAUUAAACAUCUUUCACUAAGGUCUUUGAAUUUAUUUAAGAAAAUGAUGUUAAAAAUUAUGAUUUUGAAUUGAGAACUUUGAUUCAAAAUAUCAAAUUAGAGUAUGAAGACUAUAGAUUGAAUAGUUUUUCGCUUUUCUUGGACCAACUUUCUAUAAGGCAUAAAUUAAAAUGUUCUAAAAAAGAAUGCUUUUGUUAAUAGACUGACUCAUCUAAAAAAGAUUACUAGAUUACUGUUAUCAGUGGUUAAUAAAGAAAUUUUUUUUUAGGAGACUUUAUCAUUAACUGUUAUUAAGACUAUCUGAAAUAAAUCGAAGUAAAGAAACAGUAGCUUGAUACUUGUUCAUGCUUGAGUUACUUGAACUACUUGCUCUUCUCGAAUAGAUCUAAAGUUCUUGCAUUUACCGAGUUAAUUAGAUAUAGAAAUCAUCCUGAACUCUCUUUGAGGGAGUAAUCUCUUAUGAGUGAAUUAUUUAAAACAGCUAAUAAGUAGAUGCUAAGUAAAGAAAAUGAUAAAAGCUUUAUGGGUGCUAUCAAAUACGACGAGCUAAUAGAAGAAGCUGAAAAAUAAUUUUAAGAAACAAUCAAAAUGAAGGAAAAAUUUUUAAUAUUACUGUUUAGUGAUUUUAUAGAAUUAAAAGAACUAAGAUAAGAUGCUAUUAAACUAAAAUAGUCUAGAGAUUAAUUACAAAAAUAAUUAGUGGAACUAAGUAAAAUUCACUAUUCUAACCAGUCGUUAUAAUUUCUAUUAGAUAAUUACAUCAGUUUACUUGCAUUUGGGUAAACAAAAAAAAUUUUAUUCAAGAAAAAGAAUCAAAGCAUAUUUGCGGCGAAAAAUCGAAAGUAAUUGAAUAUAGAUUAAAAUCUAUUUGAUAAAGAUUGCUGUAUCCUUUUUAUCACUUUAGUCAAUAGAAUAGGAACUAUCAAAAAAUUUUAAAACAAAAUUACUCAAGUUUUUGGCUACUCUUAAAAAGAUCUUCAAGAUAAAAAUAUUUCAAUUUUAAUUCCUUCUCCAACCUAAAAAUUCCAUGAUAAUCUUCUUAAAAUAUACGUUGAAGGUAUAAAUGAGACUAAAAAAGAAGAAGAUUAUAUCGAUUAAAUUGAAUAAGAUAUAGCUCUACAGCUGGUUGAAUAUCAAAAGAAGGGAGGAAGUUUGAAUACUUAGAUUAUGAAAGAAAUCAUAUCUAAGAGAGAGUCUUCAAGCAGGUUUUUUCCUAUGCUAUUGGCAUUAAAUGCAAAAGGCUGGGCAGUCCCCGUUUCUCUUACUAUAAAAUUUGAUUGCAUUAAUUAAGAUGAUUGCGGGGCUAUAGGAUUAAUUUAGAAACUACACUCAGACUAUUACUAUUUACAAGUUGAUUCUGAUAAUUUCUAAAUAUAAGCUGUUUCUGAGUAACUUUAUUAAAAAGCUUUUGGAGAUAUCUUUAUACAAAAUGAUAUUAAAAGAAUAUACUUUAAUCGGUUUGCACCAUUUUUAAAGCAUCAUACUCAGAUAUCUAAGAAGAAAUCUUAAAAACCUUUAAUCUUAACUGAAUUUUUGAAACAAUCUAAUAACAUUGUCAGUUCUGAAUAAAAAAUAAAUUUUAAUACAAGUACAAUAGAGAACAAUGAUGUUUAAAAAACAUAUAUUUUUAUUCCCAAAGAAAAUCUCGCUGAAAAGAAUACUGUUUAUUUUUAUGAUAAGCCUAUUAUCAAUGAUUAACAACAAAAAAUAUAAAUUGAAAAUUACUCUCUUGAGCUUUAUGAUAUUUAUGUGACUAAAUUCAAAAUUUAUGUCAAAGAAAAUUCCUUCUUUUCAUAUUCAAUCUUAGAAUUUCAUAGCUUUAGAAAGGUAACAGAUUUCAAAGAAUUAAGAGAAACUAUGACAAAACUUUAGAAGAGAUUUAUUGACAUUUUGUAGAUAAAUUAUGAUAUUACAAAUAACCUGAGAUAUAUUGAUUAAAUGGAGAAUAUUUAACUAAUUUCGCAGGCCAAUGUCAACAGCUUUUUAGAUAUUAUUGAAGAGUAAAUUAAGUAAAAAAGUGAUGAUUAAUUACUAUAGUCAGGACUUAUACCUAUUUCAUCUGAGAGGUAUGAAGAAAAUAUAGAGGCAACUGAUAGAAACCAGAAUAGAUUUGAUUAAAGAUCUAAUUUAAUUCACCUUGAUCCUAAAACUAAUAUGGUUUCUCAUUAAAACUAAAAAGAAGAUAAUGAAAAUUAACAAGUCAAAUAGAAAAUAAGUUAAUUAGAAUAAAAUGACUAACAUGAAUUAUUCAAACUUGAUUCAACUCUAGUGAAUGCAGAAGGGGAAAAUCAUGAUAAUUUAGUUUUAAAAAAUGAUAAAUAAAAACUUAAGCAACAAAAUUUAUAAUUAUUGAAUCCUCCAAGCAAUAAAUUUGCUUCAAAUAAAAAACAAAAACUAUAAAAAUUGUAGUAAGAAUAAAAUAAUACAAAAGGAUAAAAUAAUAAUGAACAGAAAGAUUUAAAAUCAUUAGAGCUAUCUUACAAUAUUUUAUCUCCAAAUGAACAAUCAAUAAUAUCUUAUAGCCAAGAUCAAUCCAGAGUUUUUAUAAAUUAAAACUAAUUUCAAAAUUCAAUCACUGAUAGAGUAGAAGUGGAUGAUUUAAUUUAAAAUUAAAAUAAUUUUAGUAUCACCUAUACAAGAUAUAAUCAUGAUGAAAUUACAUCAAAUGUAGAUCAGCAAAAAAAAUAUAAACAAUUGAAAAACAAUAUUUUUUUGGGAGAAUAAAAUUAAAGAGAAAAUGAGGAAAUAGUUUCGUAGUUAUCAAAUAAUAAUUAGUAUUCAGGAUACAAUAAACCUUUUUUUAAAGAACAUUUCGAAGAUUUAGAUAGAACUGGAUUGUUUCCCAUUUAGAAUAAUUAGUAUGGAUCUAUUUCCAUACUAUCUCCAAAUUAAAUUUAUAGUAAACUCUCAUUAAAUACAACCACAUCAAGAAAUAUUCUUUCAAAUAAACCUUUACUUAAUAAUAUCAUUCUCUAAAGAUUAAAUUAGGAAAUGUUAAAGGAAACUGACAGAAAUAGGCUUAUUAAAAUGGAAACACUACGUGCAUCAUUAAAAAACCAUAAUUUAGAAGAUUUAGAACUUUGGAAACUAUCUUCUAUAAGAAAAGAGGUAUAAAUGUAAGCUCCUUAACCUGACUAUGGCAUAGACAGAAAAAGCAAAUUAGAAACUAGCUAUAUUGUUAAAGCAGAGAUAGAAUCAUCUGCAGAUUGCACGGAUACAAUAGAUAGGGAGGAAAGAAUCAAAAGAGAACUGCAGGAGCGUUCUAGAAUGGUAGCAGUUAGUUCUCGCUAAAGUAGUUAAAGCAACAACACAGACAUGAAAAGAAACUUAAAAAAAUCACUAAACUCAUAGAAAAAGAAUUUUUUGAUGAUAGUACUGACUAUUUUUGGAUUUUUAGCAUUAGCUUCAAUACUAACUCUUACUAUGUUUUAGUACUUCAGAAUUAAUUCUUCAUUUUCAACUGUCUAGAGAGAUUUUUAUUUUAUUCCAUGGCCUAUCGAUUUGAGAAGUGACUACACUAUCCCUCUUCUUUAUCAAGGAAUUUUAAAAUUGAUUCAAACUGGUUAAUUCAAUAGUAUUAAAGAUCCAACCCUUCAAACUACUAUACUAGAACGUAUGUCAACUUCUUAGAAGCAUCUUUUUUCUAUUUUCAACUAUUAUUAAACAGCUGAUAUUAAUGAUAGAGAUUAUUUCACAUACAUUAAUAAUAGUCCUAUUGAUUUGUUACUAGGCAUUGAUGAUGCUGUUAUCCCUGAUGAAAGACAGAAAACUUACUUUGCUUAAGAUAAAAUUUAGAUGGAAGUCAAUUUAGACUAUUUCAUUUAAGUUCUUUCUGCAUAUCAAUAUAAAGUAGUCAUAAAUUAGGGAAAUUUAAACUACUAUGAGAAGAUUUAAAUAGAUAACUAUUCAACUUUAGAAAGCUAGGCUUUGUUAGUUUCAUAGGUGGCUAUGGAUUGUGCUAAAAGUAGCAACGAUGAUGCUGUAUAAUAAACUUUAGUCUUAUUAAUAUUAGUAAUAAUUGUUUCUUUUGUUUUGAUAACUGCUAUAUUUCCACUUUACUACUAUGUAUAAACUAAUAAUUAAUAAUGCUUAAAACUAUUUGCUACAAUUUCUUCGGAAUAAUUAACCUCUAUGCUAAAGCCUAUUUAGUUUACUUUAGCCAUGAGUAAAAGUAUAAAAAUUACAACCAUGAACUUCAAUACAAACUUUCAAAAUAAAUACAAAAAACGUAAAAACAUAUCUUCUACAAGUCUUUUACCAAAAUUUAAAUAUAUCCUGCUUGUUUGUGGAAUUGUAGCUUUUCUUAUUUUGAUUAUAUAACCUAUCGUCAACUACGUCUUACUCCUUUAGUUUUAGAAAGAAGUUGAUCUAAAUAUUCAUCUUUUGAGCAGUUUGUAUAGUAUUAGAUCUUUGUUAAUAAGCACAUCUGCACUGAAUUAUUAAUACAUGUCAUACAGAACUGAUGAUAAAACAUUUUUAUAUAAUCCUUAAUUUUUUGCAGAAUAGAUUCCAUAAAUUAAUAAAAGAUUCUCAACUGGAAUUAGCUAAAUGUAUUAGAUCAUAUAAUAAGACCAAGGAUCUUCUAGACAUAAUCAGCAUUUAUAUGAUAAUUUUUUGUAUUAAUUGUUAACUAAAAAUGUAUGCGACUCAGUAUUAUAAUAUCCUGAAUAUGUUUCCCAAGAAAAUUAAAUAGAUGACACUCUCUGCAGAAAAGUGAGAAGCGGGCUAUUGACGAAAGGAUUCGAAUUAUCUGUAAAAGACUAUUACUAACACAUUCAAUCUCUUGAAGUACUUUAUUAAUUAAAAACUGUUUAGCAGUUCUAAGCAGAGAUAUAAAUAUGGACUGAACAAACCAAAAUUAAAGAAUUUGAUUAGUAUUUUACAUUACUAACAAAAUCUGUUCUAAUUAUGAAAGAUUUUAUGAUUUCUAUGAUGAAUAACUACCUAGAUUAUAUGAAAUUCAUCUAGACUGUUUUGUUAAUUUUUUAGAUUUUUGCUUUAAUUUUCUUAUUCGUAUUUGGAUGGAUUAAUUUCUAUCUCAAUAUUUAAAGCGACAUGCUCUUAACGAAAUAGCUCUUCAGUGUGCUCUCCAUUGAAACCGUUUUAGAAAAUCCAUAUAUCCUAUCAUUUUUAAAUAAGUGA
Tetrahymena thermophila SB210 is the source of this 5196-nucleotide messenger RNA. RefSeq names its product PAS domain S-box protein. The transcript has 5 exons. The record is from RefSeq and is a predicted model, not a curated record. NCBI's taxonomy places the organism in Eukaryota, Ciliophora, Oligohymenophorea, Hymenostomatida, Tetrahymenidae.